CCGUUCAAAGAAAUCCAAAUCUAGGUACUUAUGUUACACGGAUUCGAUAUCUGAAGCAUUUUUUAUUUCUGUCGAUUGCGUUCGUACGAGCAAAUUAGGGUUUUUUUGGCUCAUCAACCCGUCUGAUUAUCGUUUAGUCAGGUUUUUUUAUUGUAUUAUUCCUCGAUUAUUUUGUUCUGAUUAUUUGCAAACCCUAGUCUAUUUGAUUAGGUUUAAAGAAUUCAUUGAUUCGUAUUCUAUUGCCGCUGAAUCCUUGUUUAUAUGAUGUAUUGAUUGAUUGAUUAUUUUUUAGCUGAUUUUAAGUUCUUUACAAGAAACUCCGUGAAGUUUUUGGUGCGUUGUUUUAGUUUGCCAUCCAAAAUCGAGGGUUUUCUUGUUGGAUCUUUCUACAGUUCGUAGCAUAUUAUAUACAACUCAACUCAACAAAGCUUCAAUCCCAACUAUUUGGGGUCGUAGCUUAGUAUAUAUACACAAAAAAAAAAACUAGAAAAGACAAAAAGACAAAAAAUCGUUUUUUUUUUUAAAAUUUUAUUCUAUUCAAGUAUAGACACGAAAUCUAGGGUUGGCUUGAGAAAUAUUUGAAAUGGCCUUGAAUUUUUCUCACCGACCAAUCUUUCCGGCCCAUAUGUCUGAAGACAAUUUGGUUUCGCCACUGAGGGUUGUUAAUGGGUGUCUUGUGGAAGGAAUUUCAGAGAGAAGUGGGGAGGGUAUUGGUAGGUCCCGGUACAUAAAUCGAGAAGUUGAUGAAUGCUUUGAUCAUGGGAGAGAGCGGGUUGAUAGGUCCAGCUCACCGGACUCUGUAAAAAAAGACGUUAUCGAUCUACUUCCUUCAGAUCCAUUUGGAAUGGAUAUAAGUACUACUUUUACAGCUAUUACGGGCUGGCUUGAGGAUUUGGAAGUGGACUAUGGAGGGUAUGGGAGGAGCAAUGCUGGUGGGAGAAAAGAUGAUUAUGACUUGUUUGCGGGUUUGAAUUUGAUUUGGAACAAUGCUAUGAGGUUCCAACCAUUUUCCUGUAACACUCGAUUUGAUGAGAAAUCUAAUACAUUUCNGGCUUGUGUGCGGUUAUAUCAUCUUGACUUGAUUCUGNGUGUUGCGGAGAGAGAUUUUGGGGAUGUGUUGAUCCGAAGUGGUUCUGAGUCACUCCACGGUUCGGAGGACAUUGUGGGCUUUGGGAGUGGAAGUACUAGUGCUCUUGGCCAACUUGAUGAAUGUUGCCAUAACAGUGAGGGUUGCUGUUCUGAUAAAGAUGUAGGAGUUCCUCAUGAAGCUCUGGUUUUCGCUCUUAGUUAUCUGGAAGUUGGGGAUCUUCUUUCUGUGGGGAUGGUUUGCAGAUCUCUGCGUUCUACAGUCCGAAGUGAUCCCCUUUUGUGGAGGAGCAUCCACAUAGGCCAACCAUUGAAUGAGAAGAUUACUGAUGAUGUUCUUCUUCAACUAAGUAGCAGGGCCCAAGGUAGCCUGCAAUGCUUGAGUUUGGUGGAAUGCCCAUGGAUCACUGAUGAUGGUCUAAAGCAGGUGAUUGAGACUAACUCAAGAUUAACCAAGCUUUGUGUUCCUGGAUGUACAAGACUCAAUAUUGAGGGUAUUGUGAAUUGUGUGAAGGCAUUUCAGUCUAAUAAAGCUACCCCUGGAAUAAAACACUUAAGAAUUGGAGGGCUUUAUGGCGUUACGCAUGAGCACUUCGAAGAGUUGAAGUUCUUACUGGGUGCAGAUUGCCACAUGCAGCAAAAUGGUCACAAACCACAUUUCUAUCAUCGGGGAAACUAUUAUGUGUCGUGUGAUGAUGAUCGUGCUAUUGAUAUUGAAAUAUGCCCAAGAUGCCAGAACUUGAGGCUACUCUAUGAUUGUCCAGCUGAGGGUUGUCAAGCAAAAGAUCAUGCUGAUCAAGUAUGCAGGGCAUGCAGGCUGUGCAUACCUCGGUGUUUUGAGUGUGGUCGAAUGUUUGAAGCAGCUGCUCAAGUGCCAAGAGAAACAAGAUGGGAAGUGGCUGCUGAUGCUGAUGGUAACUCGGUUGCCUAA
This is a messenger RNA of Ilex paraguariensis (yerba mate), 2017 nucleotides long. The record is from the annotation of a GenBank genome assembly. Lineage: Eukaryota; Viridiplantae; Streptophyta; Magnoliopsida; Aquifoliales; Aquifoliaceae.